AUGGAGACAGGAGAGUUUGGCCUCGCGCUGCACACACAGCCGAGCUUUUCUCUCGUAUUUAAGAAUAAAGCCAUAGAUUUGACUAAGCAUUAUCCUGAAUUGGUUGAACCCGCAAAUCUGAUCCUAAAGAAGUGCAAUGGGCUUCCCCUUGCGAUAGUCACAAUAGGUGGCUUCUUGGCAGAACAACCAACAAAAACUGUUGCGGAGUGGAGGAAACUGGAUCGAUCUAUCAGUGUUGAGAUUGAGAUGAAUCGAAAGUUUGAGGACGUAAAAACAGUCCUUAUGAAAAGUUAUGAUGGCCUACCCUAUUACCUCAAGUCCUGCAUCCUAUACUUAUCCAUCUUCCUUGAAGGUCACACAAUUAGCCGGAGACGGUUGGUGUGCCGAUGGGUUGCGGAAGGUUACUCGGAGGAUACAUACACGGCCGAAAGAUACUUCAUGGAACUUCUAGAGAGAAGCAUGAUAUUACCAACUCAGAUUUUACUCUGCAGCAUACAAGGAGCCGACUCAUGUCAGGUACAUGACUUGAUCCGUGAUAUCAUCAUAGAGAAGUCAAAGGAGGAAAAUCUUUUUUUCAAGUUGGAGGAAGGGUGCAACUUGAAUAGACAAGGCGCAGUGCGUCACCUUGCCAUAAGCAGUAAUUGGGAUGGAGAUGAGGGUCAACUGGAGGCCACCAUGAAGUUGUCAUGUAUACGGUCAUUGACGGUGUUUGGAAAGUGGAGGCCAUUUUAUACUUCUGACAAGAUGAGGUUUCUUCGUGUGCUGGACCUCGAAGGCACUACAGAUCUUGAUGAUCAUCACCUUGAGCACAUUGGGAAGCAUAUUCAUUUGAGAUACCUUUCUCUAAGAAGGUGUGAAGGAAUAUAUUACCUCCCAGAUUCAGUGGGUAACCUGCGACAACUUGAGACACUAGACAUCAAAUAUACAAGAAUAAUGAUGCUGCCCAAAACCAUCACCAAGCUUAGGAAGCUAUGUCAACUGAAAGCUGGCAAUCAAUUCUAUGUGGGAGAAGAACGGCCAUCACUAGCAUGUUGUGUACCUUUUGCUUGUUGUUGCGCGAUGGUCAUACGAGCUUAUGUUGUUAAGGUGCCAGUAGGGAUCAGGGAGUUGAGAUCCCUGGACACGCUGCGCUGUGUGCACCUUGAAUGGGAAAAUGCCAACAUAAAAGAGAUAGAAGGUCUCACCAACCUUCGCAAGUUAGGAGUGUAUGGCAUUGAUAGGGGGAAUGGCCCAGAGUUUUGUUCAGCUAUUUCAGGUCUCCACCGCCUUGAAUCUUUGUUUGUGCGGUCAUCGGAACGAGAUUUAUGUGACAUCUUGCACGGCAUGUCCUCGCCUCCAGAAAACCUCCGGAGCCUGAAGCUUCACGGUGAUGGAUGAACUAUGGAUGAACUGCCGCAAUGGAUCAAGGUACUCCAGAAUCUGGUGAAGAUUAAGCUAGAACUCACCGAGGUGUCUACAAAUGAUGAAGACAUGCGAAUCCUUGGGAACCUACCAAACAUAUCCAUCAUGUUAAUCAAGGAGACAUCUUUCCAGAGUGCACUACCUAUCACUUUCCAUAGUGGCCUCUUCAGAAGCCUUGUGGUGCUCGAGCUUGUUUACAUGGAAGUGGAAGUCGGGUCUAUAGGAAGAUAUGUUGCGGCAUGUCUCUCCAAUAGGAGAGCCGAAGCUUUAUAUAGGGGUAUAACCGGUUGGAUCACAACCAACUAG
Hordeum vulgare subsp. vulgare (domesticated barley) is the source of this 1707-nucleotide messenger RNA. RefSeq names its product disease resistance protein PIK6-NP-like. The record is from RefSeq and is a predicted model, not a curated record. Gene Ontology annotation, molecular function: ADP binding. NCBI's taxonomy places the organism in Eukaryota, Viridiplantae, Streptophyta, Magnoliopsida, Poales, Poaceae. Gene Ontology annotation, biological process: defense response to other organism.